Messenger RNA from Adineta ricciae, 1449 nucleotides. The record is from the annotation of a GenBank genome assembly. NCBI's taxonomy places the organism in Eukaryota, Metazoa, Rotifera, Eurotatoria, Adinetida, Adinetidae.
AUGCUCAACAGAGCUUUACGAUUGCAAGAUAUUGAAAUCAUCAUCGAAAUGGGAUGGUUUCUUCGAGAUCUUCAUCGGCAAAUUGAGCAAUUAUAUUUAACAUCCGAUCACACGAACAUAUUCACUGUCUAUCGAGGACAGGGCAUGUUAAAUGCUGAAUUUGAAAAGAUAAUUGCUAGUAAAGGUGGCCUGUUGUCAUUCAAUAACUUUUUGUCGACAAGUAACGAUCGACAAGUUUCAUAUACUUUUGCUGUUAGCGCACGACAAAAUCCAAAUCUGACGGGAAUAUUGUUCGAAAUGACAGUCGACCCACGCGUUUCUACAACACCGUUCGCUUCAAUUUCUGCGAUCAGUAGUUUUCCUGACGAAGAAGAAGUUCUUUUCGCAGUGCAUACUGUUUUCCGAUUAGAUGAUCUACAACAAAUCGAUGAUAGAUUAUGGCAAGUUAAUUUAACACUCACGAACGACGUUGAUCAACAAUUGACGCAACUUGCCAAAUAUAUGCAAAAAGAAAUUGAAGGCAACACUGGAUGGGAACGUUUAGCCUCUUUAAUGCUCACAAUGGGCGAAUACAAUAAAGCAGAAGAUAUUUAUAAAAACCUCCUUGAAACAUCAUUGGAGGAUGAUCUAGAAAAACAUGUCUGCCUUUUGGAAGGAUUUGCGCGUGCUUUAUUUCACACUGGCCAUCUCACACAGGCACUUUCAGUUUGGGAGAGUACCACCAACAUUCGAGAGAAGUCCUUUCCGUCGAACUAUUUCAAUCUAUCUCUUGAUUAUCGACGUUUAGGCGCGGUACAUGGUUCGUUAGAAUAUUACCCAACAGCAAUAUCAUAUUAUCAAAAAACUCUUGACAUCCAGGAAAAAUAUUUUCCUGACAAUUACCCUGAAUUGGCUUCGACUUACAAUAACAUGGCAUGGACGUGUUGUCUGACAGGACAAAAUGAGAAUGCUCUUCUCUAUUGCGAGAAAUCCAUUGAAAAUUAUCAAAAAUCGACUCCAUCCAUUCAUCCACACCUAUCGACUGCAUAUGAUACAAUGGGUAAGAUAUAUUACUCGAUGGGAGAUUAUCCAAACGCAAUCUUGUACUACUUGAAGACUAUGGAUAUCCAGAAAAAAUCUCUACAACCAAAUCAUCCUUUGUUAGCUAGUGGUUAUUUCCACAUUGGCGCAGUUUACCGGGCAAUGGAAGAACACACUACAGCGCUUUCAUACUACGAAAAGACACUUGAAAUUCGGCUGAAAGUAUUUGAUUCGCAUCAUCUUGAUUUAGCUGCCAUUUUCAAUGAUAUUGGUGAAUUAUACUAUUCUAUGAACAAGUAUUCUAUUGCACUGACAAAUUUUGAGAAAGCACGAGAAAUUCUACAAAAAUCACUUCCACCUACUCAUUCGAUGUGUGUCAACAAUAAAAGGAACAUUGAUUCAGUACGCGAAUUAGUUAGAGAACGAUAG